This is a messenger RNA of Acanthopagrus latus (yellowfin seabream), 3016 nucleotides long. RefSeq names its product chromosome 11 C1orf52 homolog (gene c11h1orf52). The transcript has 3 exons. Bases 151 to 813 code for a protein of 220 amino acids. The record is from RefSeq and is a predicted model, not a curated record. Lineage: Eukaryota; Metazoa; Chordata; Actinopteri; Spariformes; Sparidae.
GACGCUACCAAACUGCGUUACGACCAUUUUGGAGGCUGAUUCAAAAUGGAGUAGAGCAAACGGGAGACAGACUAGCUAAACAUCGCAGCCUCAUCGAAAUCUUACCUGCGUUUUUACCGCACCCGUGAGGAAAUUUGUAACUCCUUUAGAAUGGCCGAAGAAAAGAAGUCAGGCUCUCUGGGCUUCUUCUCCAGCUACGACGAUUUGAGCGACAGCAGCGACGGCAGCGACUCGGACGAGGAGGGAAAGAGUCGGGGGAAGAAAGCGGGGACAGACGCUGCGGCCAGCGGAGCUACCUCCUCCCAGCAAGGGACCAAGCGAGCCGCCGGUGGAGCUCCUCUGCCCAGACCCGACGAGCUGUUCAGCUCCGUGUCCAAGCCCGCCUUCCUCUACAACCCCCUGAACAAGGAGAUUGACUGGGACAGUCUCACGGUCAAAGCUCCGGAAGAGCCCGCCAGAGAGUUUAAGCCAUGGAAGACAAACGCUGUACCCCCACCCGAGAGCUACGCCGCAGAGCCAGAGAAGAAGAGGGGACCUCCCCCGGGCAUGGACAUGGCCAUAAAGUGGUCCAGCGUGUAUGAAGACAAUGGGGAAGAUGCACCAAAGCCUUUCACCGGAAACGCCCGGUUCUUACCCGCGGAGGAGGAACAGUCCGACUCAGAUGAGGAAUCCAAGGACGACCUGUCUGCCAAGAAACGCCGGGUGGAAACCUUCCAGCAGAAGGAGAAGAGGAAGAGGGACAUGGGACAAGCUACCUCUGACAAGAACUUCGUUGAGGAGGAGAAGAGGAUCCUCAGGCAAAAUGUUGAUUGAGGCCUGAACCGCCUGCAAUAAGGAAUCUGUUAUUUAUACAUUUUAUGUUAGCCACGGACACUCACAGAUAAAAGCACAACGGUCCAGAAGGUGGUGUGCUGCAAACAUAAACAGGCAUUUUACCUUUAUGACGACCUCAUUAGCAAUAUUAUUGUUUUGUGUUUAAAGGACAGUCCGUGCACAGCAAAAUAUAGAGUAUGAUAGUAUUGUGUGAUUCUGGUAAAUCCCUGCAGACUAUUUUCCAAAGGUAAAGGAAAAUUCAGGUGUUUUUCAGUCUCAGUUGUAUUUUUCACAAUUUUGGUCAUCAUCCCCACCAGGUGCCGGAUGUUUCAAACUCUGUGGAUACAUAGCUGAAGGCUUUUGCACACCAAGUCUGAUUUUUUUUGUGUGUGUCUGAAACUGCUGCACGUUUAAAAAUAAGUACAACCUCAUGUUGUGUUCAUCAUGUUUCCAAGCCGACUUGGAGCAAGUUCGACUUUGUACUAUUCUUGGGAUCCUUUGAUGUGUGUGUGGUGUGCAUGUGUGUCCUUAGCUGAGACAUAAUGCCAGCUCCUGUUACUCCUGCAACUAGUCCGAGAAAAAUGUUCUUCCUUUUACUGUGCAGUAUAACUCGCAGUGUAUCAAACAGGAACUGCUGACAUCCUGAAGUACACCUAGAAGCCAUCGGGAUAACUCUGAAACUCCUCUUGCUCUUGUUUUGUUGUCAGAAUUAAAUGCACUAUUUUCUUUUUGUUUGUUCAAGAAGUGAGAGGACCAAAAAAAAUCAUCUCCACUGCUUGACAACUCUAUCUUUUCUUAUAUUGUCAGUUUUCAGAACAAAAUAGAAUAAUUAAAGCAUCGGACUCUAAGAGUGCAAGGUUUCUGUGUGCAACGUUUUUAUAUUGGGGUCAAUUUUAAAAAAACGCUUACAAAAAUAGCAGACUUGGUGUGCAAAGUUCUUUAAACUGUGUGUAUGCACGAAGACAGAAAUCUGCAUAUGCAUUCUCUUUACAUUCUGUUUUUGAAAUCUCAGAAGUUAUGGAAGCAGGCGCAAGUGCACAAGAUUUAUUUCCUCUCCCACAAUUAUCUGUUAAUGGAUGUAAAAGGCGUUAUCAGAGCCAUACUCGCGCUCACUCCACCAGCCAUUAGAGCCGUCAGUUAGAAGGGAAAAGUACAGCGGAGUGCUGCGUCAGCGAGCUUCUCCAACACCAUCAGAACAGCUGAGAUUACACAAGAGCAUUAUGAAUAGCUGGUGCUACUUACAGCGUCUGUGCAUAUGUGCGUAAAGUAUCAGUGCAGCAGUACCAUUCCCCGGUCAUCAGUCUAAAAUGUCAGAAGGUGGAUCAAUGAUUAGUCGGUCGAGCUCAUACUGAAAAAGGUUUUAUAAAGCGUGUCACAGCUCAAAUGUAAAGAUCAUUAAUGGGGAAGUAAUAGUUGAUUAACAGAAUAAGAUUCAACAUUCUAAAUUAGAAAUGCUCCUCUGUGUGACUGUGUGGGAAAAAAAAAUUACAUUGGUAAACAACUCAAACAGUUUUACAUUUACUUGUCAUGGCCAUCUUUAAUUCCACGCCCCUACAUGUCACCUACAUCUUUCUGUAGACAGACGUGUCUCCACAUACACUGAGAUGUGCUCGAGGUGCACACUUCUUCCUUUAAAUACCAGUGCAUGCGUGGGAAAAGUCAACAGAUGUUUUUUUUUAAAUCCCUACUCAUCAUCUAUAUGUUCUGCCCUCAGCUCUCUUCCAAGGACAGGGGGAGGAGGGAUAUCACCAGACACAGCUUUACAGCAGGUGGUGGGCAUUACCAAACCGAGCAAUUACACAGGUUCGGUCUGGGGUUUUGGCAUCACCCCUGCUUUGCUUUACCAAACACACGGUUUAGACAACAAGGUGAAAUGAGGCGCGUUUAAACCUGUCUGACGGCUCUUCUUUGAAUCCCUCCGUGUCUCUGUGUCCUCGCAAAGAAGUCGGCAAGUAAAAAUGUCAAUUACAGCCAAUGAAGACCAGAACUAGAAAUCAAAUGUUCAACUUGUUUUAGUUAAAAAGAGCCGAAAUAGCAGUGACGUCUGGCUGAUGGUGGAUUUUUCCUUGGUCAAUGUUUGUCUUGUAUUACAUAACGUAUCUAAUCACUGCUGGAAUAUGACUGUGUUUGUAUUGUGUUUAUAGAGUGACCUUCCUUUAAAAAGUGUGAUUAAAAAUGGCUGUAAAACCUGUUGACAUUUUAA